GUCAGUCUCGCAACACCAAGUCGAUUCGAUCAAUCCCCAAAGCCUCUUCUCGCUUCUUUCCCUCUUUCCCUUCCCUCUUCCUUUGAUUUCUUUCCCUCCCUUUUCCCCCCUCACCCUUUUCUCACCACCUCCCAUCCCAUCAUGCCCGCCCCCUCCACCACCCUCCUCAUCGAGGGUUCCUUCACCGAGCUCGCCGACGAGUUCGCCCAGUACAUCGACGCCCUGCGCAAGUCCGAGGCCUCCAGCAGCCUCCAGUCCGAGAUUUCCCCGCUUCUGCAGCCCCUUCGUGAGCAGGAACAGUCCGAAGCAGAGCCCGACCGCAAGCAGCGCGAUGAGGUUCUCAAGAAGUUGGUCUCCGCGGCCGUUGUCCUGAACAGCGCCCCCGAGAAGGAGAUCAUCUCCGCCUACAACCUUCUUGUCCACCUAGUUCACCAGGCCUCCGACCCGGAUAUGUUCCUGUCCCGCAUCUGUACCUACCUCGCCAAACCCAUCUCUUCCUCCCCUCAGUUCGGCCCCUCCUUGGCCAUCUCCAUCCUGUCCACCAUCUUCAACACUCUUGCUCCCUCCGACUCCAGCCGCUACCACGUUCUCCUGGCUACCGUCGCCGUCAUCCGUCAGUCCAGCUCGUCCAUUGCCUUUGACGCCCUCAAGUCCCAGCUGGUCGCUCAGCUGCCCAGCUGGCUCGCCGCCUGGGAGCUGGACGCCGACGAGGCCCAGCGCCUGCACCUCGCCAUUGCCGAUGCCGCCCAGGCCUCUGGUGACCCCGAGUUGGCUCAGACCCAUGUCGUCCAGGCCCUGCAGACCAUCCCUGCCGCCAACGCCAGCGCCCCCGAGGCCCGCGAUCUCGCUGUCCGCGCCCUGACCUCCGCCCUCACCCACCCGGCUGUCUUCGACUUCACCCCCCUGACUGCCUCCGACGCCGUCCAGGCCCUCCGGUCCAGCGACAGCACCCUCUUUGAGCUGCUCGAGAUCUUCACCGCCGACACCCUCGACGCCUACGAGGCCUUUAUUUCCGCUACUCCUCUGGCCAGCAUCUCCGGCGGCGUUCUGGCUGAGUCCGGCGAGGCCCUGCAGAACAAGAUGCGUCUGCUCACUCUGGCCUCCCUGGCUGCUUCCACCCCGUCCCGCUCCCUCCCCUACGCCACGAUCGCUACGGCUCUCCGCGUGGAGCCCACCGACGUCGAAAAGUGGGUUAUUGACACCAUCCGUGCUGGCCUCGUCGAGGGUAAGCUGUCUCAGCUGCGCUCCGAGUUUCUGGUUCACCGGGCCACCUACCGUGUCUUUGGCGAGAAGCAGUGGGCCGAGGUGCAGGGUCGCCUGAUGGUCUGGCGCCGCAGCCUGGAGAACGUGUUGGGUGUUGUUCGCAGCGAGCGGGAGCGGUUUGUUCGCGAGGGGCUGCAGGCGGCCCAGGCUGCCGAGGAGGCUGCCCAGGGCAAGGGUAACGACAAGAAGGGUGGUGACCGUCGCCGUCACAACAACAACAACAACAACAACAACAACAACAACAACCAGCAACAGCAGCAGCAGCAAGCACCUGCGGCACCCGCCGCUGCCCCGGAGGCCGUUGCCGUGGAGUAAAGGACUGAUGACCGUUUGGUUGAAUGAUUGACUGAUACACAGAGAAGCAUACACAUUGGGAUGAAUGAAUAAAAAGUUUUCUGUGUGUUGUUGUGAGUUGUGGGCUUGGAAGGUGUUCUUUCUAUGUUAAUGUUCUGCUGUGUCCACACUUUUUUUUUAUCCCCAUUUUCCCUUUAUUUCCAUCUCACGGGCUCAAUUUUCCUUUUAUUUCUCUUUUUUAUUUACCAUGGUAGCUAUUGGAUUCUAGACAGGUUUAUAUCCACAUUUCAUCAUGAGAAGGUGGGGGAAAGCCUGACAGACAAAUGAUACGAGUUAUGCCGAGUGUGUAACUGAGUUUUUAUGUAUAUUCCCAAGGUACUACUUUAUACAUACAUAGACCAAUUUGGGGUGUUGCAACAAGGGUAAAUUACUCAG
Messenger RNA from Aspergillus neoniger CBS 115656, 1992 nucleotides. RefSeq names its product PCI domain protein. Gene Ontology annotation, cellular component: cytoplasm; eukaryotic translation initiation factor 3 complex. The coding region runs from base 142 to 1578 and encodes 478 amino acids. Gene Ontology annotation, biological process: cytoplasmic translational initiation. The record is from RefSeq and is a predicted model, not a curated record. Lineage: Eukaryota; Fungi; Ascomycota; Eurotiomycetes; Eurotiales; Aspergillaceae. The transcript is spliced from 2 exons. Gene Ontology annotation, molecular function: translation initiation factor activity.